UUCAUGUCCCUGACCUGCCAGGAGCCGCUUUAGCACAUGGAUCCCAAAGGAGCAAGAGGUACCAGGAAGCGCCGCUGAUCUGCACAGAGCCCUUUGCCUGCUGCUGCCCCACAGGGAACAGGAGCCGCUUUAGGACAUGGAUCCCAAAGGAGCAAGAGGUGCCAGGAAGCGCCGCUGAUCUGCACAGAGCCCUUUGCCUGCUGCUGCCCCACAGGGAACAGGCAGCUGCUGAGGAGCCGCAUGGUCCAUCCCUGGAUUCUCCAAGCACUGACUGCCCAUCCACUCUGACCACAGCCAGGGGCCACAUCCCACUGCCUGCCCAGCGUCCAUCCAUGGAGGUGACCACCGUGUCCCCAUCUCCUGCCUCACCCCCUGAAGGAGAUGAUCUCUGUGAGACAGAUGCCACCAGUGUGGCCAUACACAGUGUGACCCUGCUCAUCUGCCUCUGUGGGCUGGCUGGGAACGGGGCUGUCAUCGGCCUCCUCAGCCUGAAAAGCCGUAACUAUCGCAUCUUUCGCCUGGCUGUCAUUGACUUCCUCUUCCUUCUCAUUGCGGUCACCUCCGCCCUCCUCUUCCUGGUGGAGGACGUGUCCUGUUCUCCUAUGCUGCCCGUGCUGUACCUGAGUUUCCUCUUCCAGCUCUCAGUGGUGUUCCUGUACUGGGGGCUGUACCAGCUGAUUUCCAGCAGCAAUGUGUUGUAUGUGGACAAGCUCUGCAAGCUCUGCUGCCGCUGGGAGCUUCCCAAGCGCCCGAUGUGGGUGGUGGGAAAUCUCCAAUACUGGGCCUUCUUUGCUCUCUUCACUCUCAUACCCACAGUGACAUUCCUGUGCCCAUCACACCAGCAGGAGCACUGCAGGGCAGCUCUCAUCUCCAUGAACACCAUCAUCCUGCUUCUCUUGGCUGCACCCGUGGCCAUUUCCAGCACAGUCGAUUUCAUUAAGGCCAAGUGGGGCUCCCAGCAGCAGCAACUCAAGGGGCGCGACAUCGUUAUCUUCAUCAUUGUGCUCUUCAUUUUCCUCGUCGCCAUAUGGAAUUUCCUGCAGCAGCUCGGUUAUAUUGUUGUGCCCUCCCAGGUUGUUUUCCUGCUCGCUUGCAUCCACAGCAUCAAACCCUUCAUCUACUUCUUGGUGGGCAGGUGCAGGAGGCCCUGCUCUGUGGGGUCCCUCCGACUCUCCCUCCAGAGGGUGUUUGAGGAGCCAAAAGAAAACACUGACCACAGCGAUGAUCCUGCCAUGGACACGGGGGUCUGGGCUGGCUGAUCCCAUCCACUGCUCUGCUGAAGGAUCCCAGGAAAGUGGCUGAGGGGCCGGCCUUGAGCCUCUUGAUUAAUCAAUAUCCAGAGUAUCACCCUCCCCAUGGUGCUGUAUUCCUGCAGGACAAAGGAGCACGGGCUUUGCCUUGGGUGAUUUUUGUGGGAUGCUCUGCAGGGAGCACAUUGCAGCAUGGCUUUCCUCCUCCCUCCUGGAUCCACAUGGCUCCAAGCAGUGCAGCUGGGCUCAGUGCUGUUCCCCAGCUCUAUUCCCCAUGGAAUCACCCUCAUGGCCUUGGCCCCAGGGAAUGAACUCCCUCUCCUUUGGCUAAGCAGAUGAGUUCCAUGGUGUUUUCAGGGAGCUCUUGCCUGCAAAGAAUGGGACACAUUCAUCCCUGGGGACACACCCAGCACAGGAUAGCAGUGAUUUCCUAAAUCCCUGCAGGGCUGGUGCCUCUGGAUGGCAGGAGAGGGGUUGGGAUCACAGGGAGCAUCCUUCCCCUUCUGUCCAGCAGAGCCAGCCCUGCAUUCCCAGCUGAUGGGAAGGGACACCAGGUAGGGCUGCAGAGCUGGGGAGGGACAGCAACAUUCCCUUAUCCUUUCCCUGGGAAUUUGUCACAUUCUUCAAUUCCAGAAUGGAAUCCUUCUGAGUAAAGUGCAGGGUCGAUAGGGAACUCCACUGAACUCCUGUGCCUGUAUCCAGAAAGUACAUGGAAUAUGGAAAUUCCCAUCACCAGAUGCUUGGGCCAUUUAAUUGCACAGAAAUUAGGGGGUUAUGCUGCUCUCCUGCAGAAUGGGGCCAUCCAUCCUCUGGUUCCCCAGCAUCAGUGUCCAGGGAAGCCCUUGAGCACCUCCAGCCUGAGCCUGGCCACCCUCAGGAGGAGCUGCACAGCCACUCUGCACAGCAGCUUCAGCCACAGUCCAGCCUGUCCUGAUCUUUGUCAUUCUGGAACCACCCCUCAAUCAGAUUUGGAUUCGUGGUUUUUGUUUGCCUCCAUCGGGGUAAUAUCCAACACAGAGUUUGUGGAAUAUACAACAACCAGGCUUCCCUGCAGAGCCUGUGGCUGUUAAACAGUGUCCAAAAUGGCUCAUUUCCUUCUUUGAUCCCAUUCCAAAGCCUCUGGCUGCUCUGGGAGCAGGGCAGCUACCUGUCUCAUACCAGAGCCCUUCCUAAGGCACGUGCCUGCAAUGGCUGGGAUGAUGUUGGCACUGCCAAGAGCUCCUGAUUCCUCCUGGGAGAGACCUGGGCAGCAGCCACAGCUCUUGCUCAGGGGGAAGUUGUCCCUCCUUUGCCCACUGCCUUAAAUCCAGGGGAAACCAAUGUGCCACUGCUUCUGGAAAGGGAAGCGAAAGCGAAAACCAUGUGUGGAGUCAGGCUUUGGAGACACACAUGAGGUUAAACAGCUAAGGAGCAUUUAUUAACAGAGUUGUUAAUAAUUAACAGAACAGACUUUGAUAUCUAAGAGGGUUUUUCUCUCUACCUGACUCCCAUUUCCUGUCCAUUGCAAAGACUUUCCAUGGUGGAAUCUCUUGCCCAGGGAAGAACAACUCAGCCAGGGCGUUUCUCCCAAGGCAAGUGCAGAAGGACCAUUCUACUUCCAUGUACUUUUUCUGCUUCCCAGCACCUUCCUUGUCUCCAGUGUCACCCAGGCCACUCCCUAUCUGAGCUUCCUUUCAAAAGAGCAAGACUUCAAAGCAAAAGCUUUCCUGGUUGUCCCUGCCCAUGGAAGAAGGAGAGAUGGAAUGAGAUGAUCUCUACUGUUCCUUCCAACCUGUCCUGGGGUGACUUUAUGAUGCUGAAUUGUGUCCCCAUUCAUCUGUUUAGCCCAGAAAUAGGUUUUGCCCAUUUCAGACUGGUUCUUGAGCAAAGAGGGGGAGAGCAGAUGCAGCAGUUUGUUUUCAGAAGCUGCGCUCACUCCUCCCCAUUCCUGCUCCCAGACCAUGCUGUCUGCAGCACAGACAUGCAACACACAGCUCUCCUUUGCUUUUGGUAUUUUUUAAACUAGCUGAGGCUGAGAAGAUCCCUGGACUGUUGCUUUCCUUUUGCUUGGAACUGUUCAAACCUGCUCUGGACUGAAAACCCAGAAGAGCACUGGGAGCUCACACCUGUGGCCCACCGGGGCCUGGGACGCGGCAUUUUCCAGCACAAGGGGGACUGAUAAGAGACUGAGUGAGCCAAACUACACUCCACAACAAGGACUUGCUGAAUUUGCCACCUCUGCAGAACACCAAGGGAUUUUAUUGUCUAAUAUUGUUUUCAUUUUUUUAUGCUUGUGAAUACUUUGCUUGUUAAAUAAACAGGUUUUUUCCA
Messenger RNA from Agelaius phoeniceus (red-winged blackbird), 3560 nucleotides. Its product is annotated as mas-related G-protein coupled receptor member A8-like. Gene Ontology annotation, molecular function: G protein-coupled receptor activity. The record is from RefSeq and is a predicted model, not a curated record. Gene Ontology annotation, cellular component: plasma membrane. Lineage: Eukaryota; Metazoa; Chordata; Aves; Passeriformes; Icteridae. Gene Ontology annotation, biological process: G protein-coupled receptor signaling pathway.